Molecule: messenger RNA, 2665 nt
Organism: Carassius gibelio (silver crucian carp)
Lineage: Eukaryota; Metazoa; Chordata; Actinopteri; Cypriniformes; Cyprinidae
Gene: slc43a1a
Product: solute carrier family 43 member 1a
Exons: 15
Coding region: 267-1898 (543 amino acids)
Biological process (GO): transmembrane transport; neutral amino acid transport
Molecular function (GO): neutral L-amino acid transmembrane transporter activity; L-amino acid transmembrane transporter activity
Source: RefSeq, a predicted model, not a curated record
ACCAACGAGCCAGCAUGUGUGUGUAAAGAGGAAUGGUGAGGAGGGAGUUUCUGUUAAACAUGAGAGGUUAGAUGAAGACUUCUGGAGAUCCAUCCCAGCUGCUCUGAGGACACAAGAAGCAGAAGCUCCGCUCAGAUAAACUCCAUUAUCAAGUCGAGUUUGGCGGCAAAAAGAAUACUUUGUUACAUUUGUCUUUUGUUUGAACGCCCGGCACGAGAGGGAAACCAGGAAAUAACGCGCGGCUGGCAUCUGGAAAUUGAACAAAAAUGAAGAUGUAUGCUCCGUCUGAGUCGCUGGCGUACAGGAGGCGCUGGUGGAUGGCCGUCACAGCCGUGUUGGAGAAUCUGUCGUGUUCAGCCGUGCUGUUGGGCUGGGGCUCUCUGCUCAUCAUGCUCAAAGGACAGGGCUUUUACUCCCACCUGUGCGAAGAAAAUAAGACUGAGAGUGUGAAUGUAAGCUCACCAGAUGAUUGGCCCAGUUGUGUGGAACAGGAAGAAAUGCUGAACUUGGGCUUCACCAUUGGCUCAUUUCUGCUCAGUGCCGCCACAUUGCCUUUGGGUAUAUUGAUGGACCGGUUUGGCCCCAGGCCUCUGCGCCUCGGUGGAAGUGCGUGUUUUGCGCUCUCUUGUGGGAUGAUGUCCAUAUCAGCCUAUCAUCCAGAAGUCCUCUCUGCACUCAUUUUUCUGGCUCUUUCACUCAACGGCUUCGGAGGGAUCUGUCUGACCUUCACAUCUCUCACGCUGCCAAACAUGUUUGGAAGUCUGAGCUCUACUGUUAUGUCUCUGAUGAUUGGCUCCUAUGCUUCAUCGGCCGUCACCUUCCCUGGAGUCAAGCUGAUAUAUGAUGCCGGGGUCUCGUUUACUGUUAUCAUGUGGAUGUGGGCUGGUCUGGCAGCUCUGGUCUUUCUCAACUGUUUCCUGAACUGGCCAGAAAAAGGCUUUGCUACACCGGAAGAGAUUGAGAAUAGGAAAAAGAUGCGUUCAGAUGAAAACCACAAGUCUUCUGUUGAAGAAGCGACGGGAGAAACGGAGAAACUGUCGGCUGAAGCUCAGGACGCACAACCUUCGGUGCCGUUCCGGCGCUCCGUGUUCUCUCCCAUCUUCUUGUGGAGUCUGAUCACUAUGGGAAUGACUCAGCUGAGAAUCAUCUUCUUUAUGGGAGCCAUGAACAAGAUGCUGGAGUUCCUGGUGACCCACGGAGAGCAGCACCCUUCUGGAGUACUGGAGCAUGAGGCUGAGGAGAAAGUGAGCUUCUACUCGUCCAUCUUCGGCACGCUGCAGCUCUUGUGUCUGGUCACCUGUCCUCUGAUCGGAUACAUCAUGGACUGGAAGAUGAAAGAGUGCGAGGUGGAUCCGAAGACGGCGCGGGGAGAAAAAGAAUCUGCUGCGGUGCCGAAGCGUGACGGAAAGAUCCAGAAGCUGACCAACGCCAUGAGAGCCUUCAUCUUCACUAACGUGCUGCUCAUCUUGUUUGGGAUCCUCUCGCUCGUAGACAACCUUCCUCUACAGAUUCUGACGUUUAUUUUGCACACUAUGGUACGAGGUUUCAUUCACUCGUGUUGUGGAGGACUUUAUGCUGCUGUGUACCCGUCCAAUCACUUCGGCACACUAACAGGGCUGCAGUCUAUGAUCAGUGCAGUGGUGGCUCUGCUCCAGCAGCCGCUCUUCAUUAUAAUGGUGGGACACUGCAAUGGAGACGCUUACUGGAUCAACGUGUGCCUUCUGAUCUUCUCAUUUGCCGGUUUCUUGUUGCCGGGGUACUUGUUCUACCACCGCAGCCGGCUGCUUCAGAUGAAGGACGGGGUAAAAGCAAACGGACACACGCUUGUUGAGAAUAAACCGCUAAACCAUCCGCUGGUCAACGGACACAGCAACGGUCACGUCCCGCUCGAAGACUAGAGGAGCAUCAAGGGACUGUCACGGGACCGUUCACAUUUCAACAUGCCAUCCUCAUUAAACACCAAACCCAUUCUGUUUUUUAUUUGUUGUUGUUGAUGUAUGAGAGACAUUCGACUGAUGAAGCGAACGUCAGAUCAGUGUUGUCUUGUUCCAUGACUCAACAGUAUUUAAACUGGAGCUGUGCUCGAGAAAACAAUGCAAUGUUUUUAGAGAAAUUCUUCUUGAACUUUGCACACAUCGGCUGGAGCGGCGUCCGUCUGCUCGGCGUCUUCACCAAAGAGAGAGAGCGACGCUCGAUUGUGUUUAUCUAUCUUUUGGAAACUUGAGAAACAGUCAACAUCUGCACCAAAGACACUGCUUCUUGAACCUCAGGUUCGCUACGUUAUAAGUGUUAUCCCAAACGAGAUUCCUUCUGUGUUUGUAUUCAGCUUUUCUAUGCAUUUUAGUUUUAGUCACUGAAAGGGAAAUGUAUUUUUGUAUUUCUGUGAAGCUUGCAGUAGAUGUGCUCUGUAAAUAGUGUGAGAUGAUAUUUACGGUUAGUUUGCGGGAUGGGGUUUAGUGGGUUUUUUAAAGGUCAGGGUGCAGCCGGGAGGAGCUAUAGAUGAUGUGCUUACAGCAGUCUCUCUUUCAGAUGUUUCGUGUGAGUCGAGUGCCUUACUGUGUGUUAAUACUGAAUGUGGGAAACCAAAGCCAUUCUUAGACAUGGAUGCAGUGAAGCCGUAUGGGAGCAGUGGAAGAAAGCACCAAAAAUAAAUCUGCAGUCAGUC